CAAAAUUCUGACAUGAAUCAGAAUUGAAGAUCCAUUUGUUCUCAAGAAUACGCCUUUCUUUGUUAUCUUCCUCUCUCGCUUUCGAUUCUGUACACCACAGGGGCAAGAAUCAACAAUGCUGGCCAAUGGUAGAGAUUUCGAUAUCCGGUCGCCUUCCGCGUCCAUAUUCGGAAUUGGUGACUAUACGUUCGCUAAAGAGGAUAAUUUGGAUCAUUGCAUGAAGUAUCUUAAUCAGACACUUGUCACCUUCGGUUUUCCUGCGUCGCUUGAUCUGUUUGCAAAUGACCCAGUCUCAAUUGCCCGCACCUGUAACUGUAUGUACGCCCUGAUGCAACAGAGACAGCGUGAUAUUGAUUUCAGAGACACCUCCAAUGAACAUAGACAAAGAUUACUAUCUGACAUAUCGAGACUAGAAGCUAAGGUAGAGAGGCUUGAAUCUGAUUUAGCUGCAAAAGAUAGGGAGAUUGGUACUCUAACUCGAAAGGAAGCUAAAGCUACUGCAACUUUCAAGGCUCAGAUUGAGAAGUUGCAGCAGGAAAAAGAAGAGUUUCAACGAAUGGUUAUUGGAAAUCAGCAAGUGAAAACUCAGCAAAUACAUGAGAUGAAGAAAAAAGAAAAGGAAUAUAUAAAGUUACAGGAGAAGCUGAACCAAGUUGUGAUGGAGAAAAAGAAGGAAUCUAAAUCUGGCAUGGAAAUAAUGAAUUUACUUCAGAAAGAAGGACGACAACGUGGUACGUGGAAUGGAAAGAAGGCUGAUACCGAUUUCCACAAGAAAAUUGUAGAUGCUUAUGAGGCAAAGAAUCAAGAACUAGUAGCAGAGAAUGCAGACCUUAAAGCCUUAUUACGUUCUACACAGGCGGAUAUGCGUGAUUUCUUAAAUGAUCCUAAUGGGUUAUUAUCAAAGAAGUCUCUCCCUGUCAAUGAAAGAUUGGGCCCUGAGCCAUCAAACUCCCCAAUGGGUGGAAGGACAGAUGUGUUUGAUCUGCCAUUUCACAUGGCUCGGGAUCAAAUAGAAGAGAACCUUCGCGCAAAGAUGGCUUCGAUUAAGGGACGUAUGGUUCAGCUACAAGAUACAAAUCAGGAAGCUGAUGUCACUCCAGAAGCAACUGAAAAGGAGCUUGAACUUGAAGCUCAACUGGUUGAAGCAAGGAGCAUAAUUCAAGAGCAGGCCUCCAUAAUGUCUAAACAUCGGUCCAAGUCUGAGAAACCAAGGAGGCUGUCCUUAAGUUCGGAAAGGGAGCUAAACAUGCCAUAACCGGCUAACUGAAUUGUUCUGAAAAACGGAUUUCUGCUGGCACUGUGAUAGUCAUCGAAAUUCAGCAUAUCAGGUAAGAGGUGAACAUGAUUCUACUAGUCAUUUAAUGGUAGGAAGUUAGUGCAUUUGUAUCUGUAAAGUGAUGUGGUUAGACAACAUCAAACAAAAUAGAUGAUAUUCAGGUUCUGUUUUAAAAUUGUUCAAUAGUUAU
This is a messenger RNA of Impatiens glandulifera, 1466 nucleotides long. RefSeq names its product afadin- and alpha-actinin-binding protein-like. The record is from RefSeq and is a predicted model, not a curated record. The transcript is spliced from 15 exons. Lineage: Eukaryota; Viridiplantae; Streptophyta; Magnoliopsida; Ericales; Balsaminaceae. The coding region runs from base 116 to 1255 and encodes 379 amino acids.